GUAUCGUAAAAGAGUAAAAGAUAGGCCGCUAAUUUCCCUCGGGCCCCUCCCGGGUCCUGUCCGGGACGCCCUUUUCGCACAGACUCAGUGAUAUAUAAUAGUGCUGCGACGUUCAGUACCUAGCACGAAGCCUCAGCUCCUUGCCCAGGCAGACAGACACCCACAGUCGCUCACAACAUGGCCUCAACCUCAUCCAAGCCGACUAUCGUGUUCGCGCCGGGCGCGUGGCACACCCCGGAUUGCUUCGACAUCGUCCGACAUGCACUGCAGCAGCGUGGCUGGGCCACCGAGUCCGUGAACUACCCAACUGUGGGCGCCGAGCCCCCGACCAAGGGCCUUGCGGACGACGCCGCCGCUGUCCGCAGUGCUGUCGAAGCGCUGGCUGACCAGGGCAAGGAGGUCGUGCUCGUCGUGCACUCAUAUGGCGGCCUCGUCGGCGCAAAUGCUGUAGAGGGUCUGGGUUAUAGGCAGCGCGCGAAGCAGGGAAAGAUGGGCGGCGUCAUUAUGUUUGUAUACCUGGCCGCUUUCGUGACGCCAAAUGGCAAGACGAUCAAGGAGAUGUUGGGUGGCCAGUUCCUCCCCUGGAUGAGAUUUGAAGGCAACUAUGUCUACCCAGACACUCCUGAGGUCGUCUUCUAUCAUGAUGUCGAGCCUGAGUUGCAGAAGCAGGCAAUCGCCAAGCUCAAGCACCAAUCGGCCCCUGUUUUCACGGAUCCUGUCACAUACGAGCCGUGGCACGAGAUAGAUUGCAUGUACUUCUUCUGUGACGGCGACAAGGCCCUGCCGCUACCGGUACAGCAGCAGAUGGCGACGUUGUUAGGCCCUGUUGCAGCCUCAUUCCAUACCAAGGGCUCUCACUCACCGUUCCUAUCUGAGGUCCAGGAAGUUGUCGAGGGAUUGGAGCAUGCCGCAAGGGUCGGCCAAGAGAAGAGCAAGGCAUAGAAGUCAAGAAACCUGGCCUAGGCUUCUAGGUUGAUGGAUUGUCGGCCUAGGUUCAUGGAUUGUCGGCCUAGGUUCAUGGAUUGUCGGUCACGAGAUCCAUCGGGUUGGUCUCGACGCUGGAAACAGUGGGCGUCGGACCAGGUCCUUUUGUGGGAAUCCACCAUCUCGCCGGAACAGACUCCCUUCCUCUGUACCGAACAAUAGAGCGUAGCUAGAGACUUAGACAAGCCGAAAAACAGACAACAAGACCAAGAUCCUCGAACCAUGCAUCCCUCGUCUGCAGCUCCAUAAUUGGUGACCGAUUGGAAAAUGUUGGGAGGUUGGUGGCGCAGCGGCGGU
Messenger RNA from Microdochium trichocladiopsis, 1281 nucleotides. Its product is annotated as Alpha/beta hydrolase fold-1. The coding region runs from base 178 to 942 and encodes 254 amino acids. The record is from RefSeq and is a predicted model, not a curated record. The transcript has 2 exons. Lineage: Eukaryota; Fungi; Ascomycota; Sordariomycetes; Xylariales; Microdochiaceae.